AUGAAGAUCAUUUUGUUGGUUUUCUUGAUUGGAGCUACAUUGGCUAGAGACGAAGGCUUUUUUGCUUAAUUAAGGAAUAGUGAUUUUGGAAAGACUAUCAUUUAAACCCUUUAAGUGUAAUUAUCUCAAGAGCAUCCAGCUGACACAGUUGUUCAUCUCUUGAAAUAAAUGAAGGAUGAUCUAAACAAUGAAUAAAGAGUAGAGGAUGAGGAAAUAACUGGACAAUUGAAAACAUGUUAAGAUGCUUCAAGUGCUGCAGCUGCUGUAUUAACUAUUGCCAAGGAACGUAAGGCUACAUCAGAGGAAAGACUACCUUUACUACAAUAGGAAUAAAAUGAUAAGAAACAAUAGCUAUUUGAUAAAUAAGGAGAGGAGUAGAGAAACUUGGAUAGAAUUUCAGUAUUAUAAGAAGCUAGAAAUGUUUAAAGAGUAAUUAAUUAUAAAAUAAUAUUAGCAAGAAUUUGAAUAAAGAAGAGAUGAGUUGGUAGGAUUAGUCUCAGCCCUUUAAGAGGCAAAGAAAAUCUUAUCUUAAGGAAUUGGUGCUUUGAAAAAGAAUAGUUUUGCUGAACUUAAGAAUCAUCAUCAAAACUUCUUAAAAUAUUUCCCAAAUAAGAAAGGUUUCCACAGUAUGGUUAAUGUGCUUUUGACUGUUUUGUAAGAAGAAAGUACACAAGAGAAUGCUGCUUAAAAGGUUGUGAAGAUCAUAGAUACUCUUGUUGACAGCAUCUUUUAGGUUCAAAAAGAGGAAAUGAAAGCAGAUGAUGCAAGAGAAUUAGACUUUUUAACAUAGAAAGAGAGGUUACUUUUGGCUAAUAGGAGGUUGUCUGGCAGUGUGGCUGAUUUAAAUGCAGCUAAUGAGAGAAUUGGAUAAAAAAUAUUAGAAAUCAAGAAUGACAUCUCAAUUCAAGAUUCUGUAAUUAUUAUUUUUAAUUUAAGAUUAUUUUCAAUAAAUCUACUGAAUAGGCCGAUUGGGAUUAGACUUGCAGUGAUACUGAUAAGGCACACAGACAACAAACUGAAUAAAGGUAAUUUAAUUAAAUAUAAAAGAAAUGCUUAAUUAGAAAUUAUUGUAGAAUGCAUUGAUAUCUUUGAGACCAGAUUCGAUAUGGAAACAAAAAGCUACAUACAACGCCUCAGAUUCUGAAUCAAAUAUAAUUGACACAAUAUAAAAGCAAUAAAAACG
This is a messenger RNA of Paramecium octaurelia, 1183 nucleotides long. The record is from the annotation of a GenBank genome assembly. Lineage: Eukaryota; Ciliophora; Oligohymenophorea; Peniculida; Parameciidae.